Fraxinus pennsylvanica is the source of this 1113-nucleotide messenger RNA. NCBI's taxonomy places the organism in Eukaryota, Viridiplantae, Streptophyta, Magnoliopsida, Lamiales, Oleaceae. The record is from the annotation of a GenBank genome assembly.
AUGGAAGGAGGUGAUGAUCAUCUCCACCGCCGCCACAACUUUCCAUUCCAAUUGCUGGAAAAGAAAGAAGAUGAAGCCAGCUCCUCCACCUCAAAUUAUCCAUCUCUAGCCAUCUCCGCCGCAGCAGCCGAUACAUUAAACCCUAGAGCCACUACUCCACCACCAACAGCCUCGUCAAGCCACUACGUCUCCAACGAGACAUCCAAGAAGCCGCCACCCAAGCGUACGACAACGAAAGAUCGUCACACCAAGGUGGAUGGACGUGGCCGACGAAUCCGAAUGCCUGCACUCUGUGCUGCUAGGGUUUUUCAGCUCACAAGAGAACUCGGCCAUAGGUCCGAUGGAGAAACCAUUGAAUGGCUGCUUCAACAAGCUGAGCCGGCUGUCAUUGCCGCCACCGGCACUGGUACAAUCCCGGCAAACUUCACUUCACUCAAUAUAAGUGUACGAAGCUCAGGUUCCAGCAUAUCAGUGCCAUCUCAAUUAAGAUCUACGUACUUUGACUCGAAUUUCUUGAUGCCUCAACGCCGGGGGCUUUUACCAAGCAUUGGAUUAUCAUCGGAGAAUCCCUCAACGACGAUGUUGAACUUUCAGUCGACAAGCCUUAACCCUAAUUUGUUGCAGGCUAAGCCGGAGUUGCGAGAGAACACACUAAACUUAAUGGAAACUGAGGAAAGUAUAGGGCGAAAACGUAGGCUGGAGCAAGAAUUACGGCAACCUCAGAAUCAAAUAGGAAAUUAUUUUCUGCAGUCAAGUACCGGUUCGAUUCCGGCAAGCCAUGCUUCAAUUCCGGCAAAUUUUUGGCCGCCGGUGGCCAGUUCAAAUAAUCAAGUGAUGAAUGGCGAUCCCAUUUGGACAUUUCCUUCAGUAAAUAACAGUGCUGCUGCUGCUGCUACUUUGUAUAGAGGUACUAUGUCUAGUGGGCUGCAUUUUAUGAAUUUUCCCACUCCCGUUGCUCUAUGGCCUAGUCAACAAUUAGGUUCGAGUAUUGGCCGUGGCAGUGGCAGCAGUGGCUCGAUAGAAGGGCAACUUGGCAUGCUUACAGGGCUAAAUCAGUAUUGGACAGACGACGCCCCCAAUGAAUCUCAAUCUCAAGUGAGCAAGUCUCCGUAA